AAAGCCGGAUAAGGAAGAUGGCCGCCAUCAGCUAUCAGUCGUGAUCAGUCGCCACUCGCCAGGUCGCCAUCAUUCUAUAGUGCUUAGAGCCUCAUUUUUUUUUCAUAAAUACAUUUUUCGUUUUAAUAAUAUACAUAUACAUAAAAAAACGUAAAAAAAGUGUUGUUGUAGCAUAUAAAAAUAUUAGAUAAAGUGGAUUAUUGUUAAAUAAUAUUAUUGUGUUAAUAACAGUCGUAAAAGGUGUAAGUUGCCGACUGACGGCAUAAAUUCCCGCUCCAAGUCACGCUGCUACAUGAUUUUAUUUUAUUGCAUUGCAAUAUUAUAUGAUAUGAUGAUGGUCUAUUCCGUGUGGUAAGGCCGCCAAGACCGACACUAAACGACACGCGCCCAAUUUUUUUAUAUUAUAUAUUCUAUUUAUCCGGUUUUUAUUUUUAUUAUUUUUUUUAUAAAUUUAUAACAUAAUUUUAUAUUUUAUACUUAUAAUUAUUGAUGAUAAAGUUGAUAGUACUAUAAUAAUCAAAUGAUUAAAUAAACUCUCAAUUAAAAAAUUAUGGGUAAUUUAAUAAUUGCAGCUAUUCAAUUUAAGAUUGAGAUAUUGAAUAUAUUUAAAAUAUAAAUAGAUUAAGUAAGGUAGAUAAAAUAAGGUAUGCCUGCUGUGAGCGUAUGUGAUCCGGUAGCGGCAGCACUCCGACAUUCAUUGGAGGCUGGUCAAUCAAAGUCCUCGACAGAGGAUAUAACUAUUUCACUAACUACCGGAGCAUCAAGAAUUUUACAGACUGAACUAAAAUAUGAAGAAACGGAUGAUUAUCAAUCAACAGUUUUGGAUAAACUUAAAUCCAAAUAUAUUGUAUUAAAUCUUCCAAAUAAUACAAAUUAUAAUCUAUCGGAUAACAACAAUAAUACAGGAAUUAUUUGUCGUAAAAAAAACGAACAAAAUAAAAUGAUAAGGCCUUCAUUACCAGAACCAAAAACAACACUAUAUAAACCACAAAAUGUCAACUUGGGUUGGAGUGGAUCAUUCCCAGUAGGUGCUGGAUUAAUAAAUGUUGGAAAUACAUGUUAUUUAAACAGUACUUUACAAGCAUUAUUUCACGUACCGGCUCUUGUUAAUUGGUUACUCUCAGACAUUCAUCAUAAUUCAAAAUGUGAACAAAAUGAAGGCGGUGGAGAAUGUCUUACCUGUGCAAUGGCAAAAACACUUCAAUUUAGCCAUGAAAAAUCUGGCAAUGCUAUUAAACCAUUUUAUAUAUAUAAUAAAUUAAAGUUAAUUUGCCGGACAAUGGUACCAGGACAACAAGAAGAUGCCCAUGAAUUUUUACGUUAUUUACUUGAAGGAAUGGAACGUGCUUAUCUCCAUCGUUGUAAAGCAACUAAAUUAGAUAAUUAUUCAAAAGAAACAACCCCUAUAAAUCAAAUAUUUGGUGGUUAUAUUCGUACUGAAGUUAAGUGUCUUAAAUGCCAACAUGUUUCAACAACUUUUCAACAUUUUCAAGAUUUAUUGGUAGAUAUUCGUAAAGCAAAUUCACUAGAUGAAGCAUUAACAAGUUAUUUUAGCCGUGAAGAAUUGGAUAAUAAUGAUUACAAAUGUGAAGCAUGUAAAAAACGUGUUCCAGCAACAAAACAAUUUAGCUUGGAACAACCACCAAAAGUACUUUGCGUUCAAUUAAAACGUUUUAGUGUACUUGGUAAUAAAAUAUCACGUCACAUAGGAUUUAAACAAAAUAUAAAUAUGGGACCGUAUUUGUGGCGAGAACCUGGUGAACCUCCAAGAAAGCUUAACUAUAAAUUAAUGUCAAUUAUAACUCAUGUGGGACCAUCUGUUGGAUGUGGACAUUAUACAGCUGUUGCACAAGUAUCCUCUGGCCAAUAUUAUUCAUUUGAUGAUUCCUGUGUACGUUCGAUAAAUAUUUCAAAUGUAUUAAAUACAAAUGCUUACAUUAUGAUUUUUGAAAUGGAAUCUCCAUCUACUAAUAAUCAACUGCCACAAUCUAUAAAACAUAAUGGUUUAUCAAAUAUUAAAACAAUUUCAAAUGGUUGUUCAUUUAAAUCAUCAAGUCCUAAACCUUCAACUUCGGGACUAGUUGCUACUACUACUAAUGGAUUUGUCAAAUCUAAUGGUUCUUGUAACAAAAUUCGUAAUUCUGAUUCUCCUUCUUCGUCUUCUUCAUCUUCAUCAUCACCUUCACCUUCAAUCAUUGGACCUCAACUGCCCUCAUCUAAAUUUACAUUUGAACAACAAAAUAAUAAUUCUCAAACUGCUCAACAACAUAAAAAUAAUAAUUUUAUUGGACCACUAUUGCCACAAAAAUUUUCAUCAGACAAGACCCAACCCAGACUUGUUAUGCAUAUUAAAAAUGGAAAAGUAUUUAAUGGAAAUAAUAACAAUAACAACAACAAUAGUUUGGUACCGUACGAUGGCUCAAGUGACGAAGAAGAAAAUAUAACAUUAAACUCCUCCAAAAAUAAUAAUAAUAAUAAUUCUUCCACUAUUAAAUCUUCAACGAGUAUUUCUAAUGGUGUAUCCAAAUCUCAUAAUAAAGAUUUAACAAUAGAUAUAAAUAAUAAAUCACCAACAAUAGCUACGAAAACAGAAUUGAAAACUAUUAAAUCUAUCAGUACGACUACACAAAAAUCUAUACCAACACCUAUUUCUACAUCAAAUGGAUCAUCAAGCAAUAAUAAUAAUAAUAAUAAUAAUAAUAAUAAUAAUAAUAAUAAUUCUGCUGGCCAGAAACAACAAAAUGGUAAAUUUGAAAAUAAUAACAAUAGUAAUAAUAAUAAUAAUAAUAAUAACAACAAAUUAUCUGAAACAAAUGGCAAAGAUAAAUGGCAUCAACCUAUUCGAAUAAAAACAAAUAGCAGUUUAGAUGAUAAAAUUCAAACAAAAGCUGCAAGUAGUAUAAGUGGUUGGGAAGUUUCAAAAGAUGCUCCUUCUCCAACUUCAGCAGCUACACCGAAUGGUUGGUCUGUCACCGAUAACAACAAAGAAGAAAAUAAAAAGUCUAAUCAUACAACAACUAUAAGCUCGACACCAAGCGCAGCAGCGCCACGUAAUUUCAAUGGAACAAAUCGUUCUGAUACAGUAUCACAUUUGUAUAAAAUGUCACAUCGUGGUUAUGGAUCUAAUUCAGUUACAAGUUGGAAUGGCAGCAGAGCACAUAUGGAUCGUGAAGUAGAUAAUGAACGACGCGAAGAACGUAAACGUCAUUUUAAUCCUGAUGAUGAAGAAAUGGAUCGAGGAAGAACGAAAAAACUUAAAAGUCACCGAGAGUAUGAAAGUCGUUCAAAUCCAGGAUACAAUCCUUUUCAAGAAUAUCAGAAUGGAAAAUCUUGGAAUCGAUCAAACGGUGGUGGAAAUUAUCGAAGAUACUAUGAUACUUCCAGUCAUAGUCGACAGAGUCAUGGAAAUUAUAGACAUCAUAGAUACCAUAAUAAUCAUCGUGAUCACUAUCAUCGUAGGUAGAAUGCAUUAUAUUAACGAUUAAUUAUACUAAAAUUUAAUUAAUUUAAUGUUAUUGAAUAGCCUUUGAGGCGCAAGCAAUAGUAUUGCUGAAUAUUUAUAACAAAAGGACAUGCGUUGCAUUUUACAAGCAUUAGGCAUAUUUUUAGUAGUUAUGAAAAUAGAAUAUAUAAUUUUAAUUUAAGGAGAUUGUGGUAAUUUAAAUAAUUUAAAUUGAGGGAAACGAGUUCCAUAACAUACAAUUAUUAUUAUUCU
Molecule: messenger RNA, 3715 nt
Organism: Microplitis mediator
Lineage: Eukaryota; Metazoa; Arthropoda; Insecta; Hymenoptera; Braconidae
Gene: scny
Product: ubiquitin carboxyl-terminal hydrolase 36
Exons: 6
Coding region: 647-3463 (938 amino acids)
Biological process (GO): protein deubiquitination; regulation of apoptotic process
Cellular component (GO): cytosol; nucleus
Molecular function (GO): cysteine-type deubiquitinase activity; cysteine-type endopeptidase activity
Source: RefSeq, a predicted model, not a curated record